Gastrolobium bilobum is the source of this 1414-nucleotide messenger RNA. Its product is annotated as adenylate kinase, chloroplastic. The record is from RefSeq and is a predicted model, not a curated record. Gene Ontology annotation, molecular function: nucleoside diphosphate kinase activity; AMP kinase activity; ATP binding. Lineage: Eukaryota; Viridiplantae; Streptophyta; Magnoliopsida; Fabales; Fabaceae. Bases 48 to 1004 code for a protein of 318 amino acids. The transcript has 7 exons. Gene Ontology annotation, biological process: nucleoside triphosphate biosynthetic process. Gene Ontology annotation, cellular component: cytoplasm.
UAUAAAAAAGGGAAAUGAAUGGGCGGCAGUGACAGCGAGGAGCAAAAAUGGGUUGCACCACUUUUAACCCAUUCAUCAAUUUGAAUAUGGCAGCGCCGCCGUCGAUGUCGAUGUCGAUGGCCACGGCCACUUCAACUUCACCUUCAACUAACGCGUCUCCAUAUUCAGUUUCAGUUUCAGUUUCAGUUAAUCAGCGCCAACUUUGUUUGGCUUCUCACUAUUACUCUCAUUCUGCCUUUCGUCUCCGUUCCUCUGGGUUUGCCUUUUCCCGAUCCCCAAACGCCCCCUUUCCUAUUCCUAUGAUUGUUAAGGCGAAGUCGAAGUCGGAGUCGGAGUCGGAGCGGCUCCAGAUUAUGAUUUCCGGGGCUCCUGCUUCUGGUAAGGGAACCCAAUGCCACCUUAUCACCAACAAAUACGGUUUGGUGCAUGUUGCUGCUGGAGAUUUACUCAGGGCAGAAAUUGCAACAGGAAGUGAAAAUGGAAAGCGAGCCAAAGAAUAUAUGGAGAAGGGACAGUUAGUUCCUGAUGAAAUUGUUGUCAUGAUGGUCAAGGAACGUCUCUUGAAGCCAGAUUCUAAAGAGAAUGGUUGGCUUUUGGAUGGGUAUCCCCGGAGCUUAUCACAGGCUACUGCACUUAAGGAACUUGGGUUUGAACCUGAUAUUUUUAUUCUUCUAGAGGUCUCUGAAGAUAUUCUUGUGGAGAGAGUCAUUGGACGGAGGUUAGAUCCUGUUACUGGGAAGAUAUAUCACUUGAAGUAUUCUCCUCCAGAGACAGAAGAAAUUGCAGCAAGGCUUACCCAACGUUUUGAUGAUACUGAAGAAAAGGUAAAAUUGCGAUUGAACACCCAUCAUCAAAACGUGGAUGCAGUCCUUUCAAUGUAUAAAGAUAUAACUGUUAAGAUUAAUGGAAAUGUCUCCAAGGAGGAAGUAUUUGCUCAAAUUGAUAGUGCACUGACAAAUCUUUUAGAACAAAGGAAGGCUGCUUCAGGUUCUGUGGCAGCAUAGAAUAGCAUCUUUAACAUUUUGACCAAGCAUUGUGCCUAGCUGGAGGUAAUGGAUUUUAUGCGAUUUUAUUUAUUGAGUUAAAAGAAGACUUCACGCAAAAUGAGCUGCAUUUUCUCGUAAAAAUUGAUCCGUUGAAAAGAAAUUGUCUCACGGCUUUAUAUCCCUUAUGGAAAGCAAUGUGAUUGGCUUCGACCAUGCCUGAGGACCUGUGAUUUUAUUCAAAGAAAAUUAUUCCUUUAAAAUCGUUUUUAUGCAAUUACUAGCUUGUUUAGUGAAUUAUCGUUUGUCGGGCUCCUAUUACUGCUUGGUCGGUUUGUUGUGUCUUUACCAUUUUCUGUAUAUUAUUAUUUGAUUAUUGAAAAUCAUGUAUUGGAUCUACCAAAACAAAAGCAGGAAAAUAAUCUAUUCUA